Bicyclus anynana (squinting bush brown) is the source of this 1636-nucleotide messenger RNA. RefSeq names its product rhythmically expressed gene 2 protein-like. The coding region runs from base 205 to 927 and encodes 240 amino acids. The transcript has a single exon. NCBI's taxonomy places the organism in Eukaryota, Metazoa, Arthropoda, Insecta, Lepidoptera, Nymphalidae. The record is from RefSeq and is a predicted model, not a curated record.
CUUUAUUUAUCGUCUGUGUUUGUUAUCUAAUGUAAAAAUAAUAAUUCACUUCUUCGGAAUUAGGAAUUUUCAAUUUAGGAAAUAGGAAAUGGGAAAUGCUGGGAAAAUCUUACAAGAGUAUAUCUUUCAGUAUCUCGAAGACUCGGAGCAAAUAUCUUAUCUAUUUAAUUCGUCUGAGUUCAGUAAAAGCUUACAUUAAGCAACAUGUUUUUGAAUGGCAUAAAGUUAGUCACAUUUGAUGUUACAAACACUUUAUUAAAAUUUCGCAUGCCUCCAUACGAUUACUAUGCUUUUGUAGCACAUAGUCAUGGUUUUAAAGGUACAGGUAUUGAUAUUAAAAACCGAUUACUCAGCAGUUAUAAAGAUUUAACAAAACAACAUCCUAAUUUUGGCAGAGAUAGUAUCACUUGGAAACGGUGGUGGAGUCGCGUCAUUGAAAUGACCUUUCAUGGACAUUUGCCGACUAAUGCCAAAGUUGAUGUAAUCUCGGAAAAACUAAUUGAAGAUUUUAAAACUUCGUCUUGUUGGGAAGUAGCCGAAGGUGGUGUAGAGUUGAUCAGAUUGCUUAAGAGUUUAGGAAUAGUUGUAGGAGUAAUAUCAAAUAUUGAUCCUCGAUUACAUGAUAUACUUACUAAUUUGUGCAUUGAUGGUUGCUUUGAAUUUGUGUUAACCUCUUACGAGGUAGGUGUCUGUAAACCUGAUAAAAUGAUUUUUGAAUGUGCACAGGCUAAGUAUGGAAAAAGUAUAUCCUCUAGCCAAUGUCUUCAUAUUGGAGAUGAUUUAGAAAAGGAUUACAAUGGUGCAAAAGCAGCAGGGUGGCAUGCUCUGCUGAUCACAGACAAAGUAAAGUCUCAUUCUGUAAACACAUACUCUAAUCUUAAGGAAUUACAUGAAGCAAUAGAAAAUAAAACACUACAGCUAUUGUAAAGUUAUGCUUACAGUGAAAACAAGACAUAUAAGUUUUUAUUAAAAGAUGAAUACUGAAGGCAGUAAUCUUAUAUACAAACUGUUGUGGAGAAGUCUCUCUGGAAGCCAGGGAGGAUCAAUAGUUGCAUGGGUUAUGGAUUUAUAUAAUAAAAAGGAAUUGGUAUAGAGAAUUAAAAUCAUUAAUCAAUAUAUGAGGUGGUGUGUAUUUCUAUAAAUAGAUAAUAUUUUUUUAAAAUUAUAUUGUUAAUUUUAAAAGAUCUGCUGGAUACUGGAGUUGGUUCAGUACUACCGACUAUGAUAUUUGGAAGUCUUUUCAUGACAUCUAUAUAAUGCAAUGGCGGCCUGCUAAGCUUCUGGAGUGAGCUCGGCUGAAUGGAGUGAAUCCAGCGGGAACCUACACCGAGGGACCCACGUACAACGGCCAAUCACUUGGCCAAGUGUGGAAACAGCCCAGAAGAAAGAAGAAGAAGAAGAUGCAGUGGAUUUCUAUUGACUGAAGAUUAUCAUGUUGAUUGUAUAUGUAUAGAUAGUGAGUUUGUAUUUAGGUUAAUCAAAUCAAUCAUACUAUACAUACCUGUUUACAUCCUAAAUGUUUGACAAUUAGGUUACCUAAGUAACCUAAUCUUACAAACUGUUACAAACUGUUAGUAGAAGGAUAGUAAUUAAUAUAAAUUGUUUCCCUUUUUUAUUAAUAAAACCUUAAAACUCA